AUGUCCAGACCAGAGUGUGGAUUAUGUAGAAGUAACAAUAAGCAUGGCAAACUGUUGAAGUGUCUGCACUCAUUGUGUGUGGAGUGUUUGGAAAAACACAUCAGUGGCAAGGGCUCUGUGGGAUGUCCUGAAUGUGGAACAGUUACUCCAGCAUCAUCUGCUGGUGUUCCCUUGCUGCAGUACCUGCCAGACAGUGAUGUUUCCAGUGAUGGGAAUGAGGCUACUGCUACUACACCGUCCAGAAAAUUGUGUGAUGAAUGUGCUGAGGAUACUGGAGCAGUUGCUGUUUGUAUGGAUUGCAGUGACAGUCUCUGUGCCAUGCAUGCCGAAGCACAUCCUGCAUCUCGCCGGACUUACAAGCACAAGGUUGUGCCACUCAGUGAGGCUGCGGGACAUACACGUGAUAGAACAUCAGCCAGCCAGCACAAAUGCUCAUUCCACCCCUCGUUUGUACAGUGUUCGUAUUGCUUGAGUUGUGAGCAGCUAGUGUGUAAGCAAUGUGUAAGCAGUGGUGAUCAUGCUACUCACAAUGUGCAGACUAUCACUGAUGCAUCUUCCAGCAUUCGCCAGUCCUUGAAAUUCCAGCUGACUAGAACAUCACAUGGAAGUGGCAGUGUUUUUGACGAGUUAAUCAAGACGUCUGAAGCGGCACUGAGUGGACUCCGUGAUGAGACAGAAACUGUGUCCUCCCUGAUCAACCACGUUUUUGGUAUUCUGAAGAAAGCCAUUGAGAAACGUCAGCAGGAGCUUCUGGAAGAGAUUGAUCGAUUGCAGUUGUCACAUCUUCUCCCCCUCGAAGAGCAGAAGCGGCAGGUAAUUUCUGGUGCCUUGUAUAGCAAGAAAGUUCAACAUCUUGCAGAGAACUGCAAUGAGGAUGUGAAUUUCUUGAAGAUGAGUAGCUGGCUGGUGGAAGCAGCGAAGAAUGCUGUGAGUGCGGCCGAGAGAGAUGUGACUGUCUUUGCUCCAGGAACUCUAUCGUUUUCACCAUACCAUGUCAAGGAACUGACUGCAGCCAUUGCCAGAACUGGUGUGGUGAUUGACAUUGGUAUUCUGUCAUCGGAGAAGAGUAGCAUGACUACUGCAGCCAGUGUUGAGGAGGGAGACGACCUUACAGUGAUCAUUGAGCCAAGGAAUGGCCACGGUGAUAGUCUGGCUGUGACGGAGGCACAUUUGUCUGGUGUUCAUGUUGACGUAACAUCUGCGGACAACACCACCAGCACCAUUGAGUCUGUGCUGAUGCCCAAUCGUAGUCCUAAUGAAGGCACUAACAUGAUUGCAACGUACAAGACGACCGGAAAGAUUGGUUCAGUGCAGGUAUCAGCCAUGAUUGGAGAUCACCCUGUAGCUGGAAGUCCUGCAAUGGUUACCAUUGUGGACCCCCAACCACGGUUUGAUCCCAGUCAAUGUCAUGCUGAUCUUGUACUGUCUAACAACAACCGUACGGUUACCCGUGGAGCUGCUUGCAACAAGCAGCUUAGGUCAGUAUGUGGCAUCAGGAAAUGGAGUAGCGGCAAACACGAGAUAUGCCUUCGACUUGAUCGCAUCACUGCCGGUAAAGUUCACCACAUGUUCUUCUUGUGUAAUGCCCAGCAUCCACGACUAGACGACUGGCAAACGGGAAAGACCACAUCGUUUGGAUGGUACAGCAAUAGGACUAGUGGUGGUGACUGGACAGGCAGUGCACUGGGUCAGCCAUGGAGAGCCGGUGACGUCAUUCGCAUGUCAUUGGAUUGUGACAAUCACACGUUAGUCGGUCGUCAUGGGCGUACCAGAGCAACCGAGACACUGUACAAAGUGACAGGUGAACUCUACCUCUACAUCAGCCUGUACAGCAGUGGAGACCAAGUUACUAUUUUGUGA
Messenger RNA from Sycon ciliatum, 1860 nucleotides. Its product is annotated as E3 ubiquitin-protein ligase TRIM45-like. NCBI's taxonomy places the organism in Eukaryota, Metazoa, Porifera, Calcarea, Leucosolenida, Sycettidae. The record is from RefSeq and is a predicted model, not a curated record. The transcript has a single exon. Gene Ontology annotation, molecular function: zinc ion binding. Bases 1 to 1860 code for a protein of 619 amino acids.